Messenger RNA from Pararge aegeria (speckled wood butterfly), 1192 nucleotides. RefSeq lists its product as uncharacterized. The transcript has 2 exons. The record is from RefSeq and is a predicted model, not a curated record. Lineage: Eukaryota; Metazoa; Arthropoda; Insecta; Lepidoptera; Nymphalidae. The coding region runs from base 1 to 957 and encodes 318 amino acids.
AUGCGCGCAAGCGCUGCCAUUCUAUUUUUUGCGGCCUGGCCAUGUUUUAUUCACGCGCAAAAUACGCGUUCGCGCGAAAACAGCCCAAAUUUCGCGAAUGGAAUAAAUGAAAAUUUAAGCCGUCUUGUGCCGUGCGUCAAGAAUCUAGGCCUUUCGAACUGUAUGGGCGCAUACGGAGCUUGGCGGGCCGAAAGAUCUUUGGAAGCAGACGUGCAUGAACCAUUAAACAGUGAGCGGUUUCCAUGGCAACGUUUCUACAAUGUAUCCGAUGAUACACUUUACGAAAAGCUUUGUGAUGCAACAGAGAGGCUUCUUCAACGACGUGCACUUAAACUACAUUUGAAUCAAGAGUAUAGUCUACAAUUGGGAGUAACUGGAAACGGAUCGUUAAACGUUGAUGUCUUAAAAGGUGACAUUGCGACGGGGAGAAGCAGUAUGAAAAAGUUUGAAAAAUAUUUCUAUGAAUUGGUGCCAUUUAUAUUAUUGCCUGGUCUCUUAAUGUCCGCGGUCUUGCCCUUCUUAUUGCCAACGUUGAAAAUGAUGACUAUCGGAGCUGGAAUGCUUAACAACAUGGCCCUAACAGGCGCUGUGUUCACUCUUCUCAGAAACAACGCUUUCAAUGAUAAAUAUGAGAAGAAAGUAAUUUAUCUAAAUAACGGUUAUCUUAAUGACAAAUAUGAACCACUCGCCGAUAGCCCAUCUGAAUUUGUAGUUGAAGGAGAUUUUGACAAGUUUAGAGAUAAAUUUCCCGAAAAGUUCGCAGCUGUAGAAAGCAAUGAUUUUAAUAUUCAUGGUCCAGAGUCGUUAGAUGCAAACUACCAAAUCAGUUCAGAUUGGCUAAAACAGAUCACGGGGAAGGAUGAUGUUAAGAUUUUCCGAAAUAAUUUUGUCGGAAAUGAUUGGAGAAAACAGUACGAUGUCGGAAAGGACUCGGAAUGGGUCGGUAAAGAUAUGUGAAUGUAACAUAUUAUCACACAACACUUAAGAGGAAAAAUCUGAGGAAAAUCUUUAUCAGUGUAGUAUGCCAGCGAUUAUGUGACGAUCUCAAAACAUUUUAACCGACUGACACUAUUCCAUUAUUGGCUAAAAUAUUCAAUUGGAACGUGGUGGCAAUUCUGUACAAAGCUAAACUAAUCAACAUUUCCAGGUCUAUAAGAACUGCUAUCCUUUUUACAAAAUUUCCAGUGGAAGA